Messenger RNA from Penicillium soppii, 1062 nucleotides. RefSeq names its product polysaccharide synthase. The coding region runs from base 1 to 1062 and encodes 353 amino acids. Lineage: Eukaryota; Fungi; Ascomycota; Eurotiomycetes; Eurotiales; Aspergillaceae. The transcript has 4 exons. The record is from RefSeq and is a predicted model, not a curated record.
AUGGCAGUGGCUUUAGGAGCACUCUGGGCCUGGAGUGUUCUAGACAAAAUUGUUAUAUCCUACUAUGCUAGAAAGUACAAGCCUGUGCCCUUGCCCAAAAAGCAAAAUUACAGCCACGAAGACGUGAGCAUUAUCGUUCCGACAAUCGACACCGAAUCGACCUUCACCGAGUGCAUGCGCCUCUGGCUCAAGGCCAAUCCUCGUGAGAUUAUCAUCGCAACCGUCGAGCGGAACAGAACCCGGGUCGUGGAGCUGAUCGAGCCACUCCGGCAGAAUGCUGACAAAAUCAUCAUCGUGACUGCGCCUCUGGCCAAUAAACGUCACCAGCUGAUGGUCGGUGUCAAAGCGGCAAGCGGUAAAAUCUUCGCUUUGGUGGAUGACGAUGUUUACUGGCGCGUCGAUACCGUUGUACCCUAUCUUUUGGCUCCGUUUGAAGAUGCCGAGGUCGGCGCAGUGGCCGGCAUACAAAGUGCUGAGAUCCCAUCCGAGCGCCAGGAUGCACGAGUCAUUACCCCUUGGGAAGCAACUGCGACGUUUGACUUGAACCAGUGGAAAGUCUCUCGGGAGGUGCACUUCGCUGCGGAUGGAGGCUGCUGGUGCUUGUCAGCACGCACACUUUUCGUUCGAGCUUCUAUCCUCCAGGACCAGGGCUUUGCCGAUUCAUACACACAGGAGGUCAUUGGCCGCAGGAUCGUGAACACCGCUGACGAUGUCGUUUUGACGGGGUUGAUAUUUGACCGCGGAUGGAAGGUGUCGAUCCAGAAUACCCCCGAAGGCGAAGUUACCACCAACAUUCCUCAGGACCACAGGCUUAUCUAUCACUCUAUCUCACACUCGUUGAUCAACAGCUACGCAUAUAUAGUGUGGAUGGCCUUUGGAUGGAACGGAUGGCUUCCAACCUAUCGAGGAUUCCUCAAACGGUACCCCUAUUGUGGACGUCAAGUGUGGGCGUUUCUGCUCAUGGAUUAUAUUGGCCCUAUCGUCGAUAUAUACGUCUACUUGACUAUGAACAACGAUAAUUGGCUGACUAGGACAGCGGACAUAAAGGAUAUUGAAUAUUAG